UAGUCAAGUCUGGAGGGUGAUUUCCCUUUCAGUUCACUUGCCUUUCAGUUCUGGGGAAAUUAGAAGAUUUGUUCUUUCCCUCUGCUUCUUAGAAUGGGCUGCAAUUUGUGCACUUUUCAGAAAAGAGAGGAGCACUAUAAACUGCUGUAUGAAGUUUCCCAGGUCAACGGGAAGGAUCUCUCAAAGGCCACCCAUGAAGAAGCAGUGGAAGCGUUUCGAAAUGCCAAGGAGCCCAUUGUGGUGCAGGUGUUAAGGCGAACGCCGCUCAGCCGGCCAAGUUAUGGCACGGCCCCGGAAGUGCAGCUCAUGAAUGCUAGCACCCAGACCGACAUCACUUUUGAACACAUCAUGGCUCUGGCUAAGCUUCGGCCACCCACCCCUCCAGUGCCAGACAUCUGUCCAUUUCUGCUCUCAGACAGCUGCCAUUCUCUUCAUCCUAUGGAGCAUGAAUUUUAUGAGGACAAUGAGUAUCUUUCCAGCUUGCCUGCUGAUGCAGACAGAACAGAGGACUUUGAAUACGAGGAGGUCGAGUUGUGUCGUGUUAGCAGCCAAGAGAAGCUGGGCCUGACAGUCUGUUACCGAACAGAUGAUGAAGAAGACACUGGCAUUUAUGUCAGUGAGGUAGAUCCAAACAGCAUUGCUGCCAAAGAUGGCCGGAUUCGAGAAGGGGAUCGUAUUUUACAAAUAAAUGGGGAAGAUGUCCAGAACCGAGAAGAAGCGGUGGCGCUGCUGUCUAGCGAUGAGUGUAAAAGGAUCGUACUGCUUGUUGCAAGGCCAGAGAUGCAGCUGGAUGAAGGCUGGCUGGAAGAUGAAAGGAAUGAAUUCUUAGAGGAGUUAAACUUGGAGAUGCUGGAAGAACAGCAUGAUAUAGCAAUGCAGCACACUGCCACUGAGGUGGAGCAGCCAAAAAAACAAGAAGAAGAAGAAGGCACAACAGACACAGCGACAUCCUCAUCUAACAACCAUGAAAAGGACAGUGGAGUGGGGCGCACAGACGAAAGUUUGCGAAAUGAUGAGAGCUCAGAGCAAGAGAACACAGCGGAGGACCCCAACAGCACCUCUCUGAAGAGCAAGAGAGAGCUGGGGCAGAGCCAAGACACUCUAGGAAGCGUUGAGCUUCAGUACAAUGAGAGCUUCGUGUCUGGUGAGUACAUUGACUCAGACUGCAUUGGCCACCAAGAUGAGGACUGUGAAAGAUUCCGGCAGCUCUUGGAGCUCAAAUGCAAGAUUCGAAACCAUGGAGAGUAUGACCUGUAUUACUCGAGCAGCACAAUUGAAUGCAAUCGAGGGGAGCAAGAGGGAGUAGAGCAUGAGCUCCAGUUGCUGAACGAAGAGCUCAGAAACAUUGAGCUUGAGUGCCAGAAUAUCAUGCAGGCUCACAGGCUCCAGAAAGUGACAGACCAGUAUGCAGACAUCUGGGCACUGCAUGAUGGAGGAUUCCGAAAUUAUAACACCAGCAUAGACAUGCAAAGGGGAAAACUAGAUGACAUCCUCGAACAUCCAGAGAAGUCAGACAAGGACAGUUCUAGUGCUUACAAUACAGCUGAGAGCUGCAGAAGUACUCCACUAACUGUAGACCGUUCCCCUGACAGUUCCCUUCCAAGAAUGAUCAACCUCACCAAUAAGAAAAACCUGAGAAGCACAGUGGCAGCCCAUCAGUCCUCUUCUGGACAGAGCAGUAAAGAGUCGACCUCCACCAAAGCCAAAACCUCUGAACAAGGGUAUGGCCUGGAAGGAAAGGAGAAGGUUUUGGAAAGUAGCAAGUUGCCUGAUCAAGAGAAGACAGUGAGCGAGCACAUCCCUUACCUCUCUCCUUACCACAGUUCCUCAUACAGAUACGCACACAUCCCAGCACACGCCCGGCAUUAUCAAAGCUACAUGCAGUUAAUUCAACAGAAGUCCGCAGUCGAGUAUGCUCAGAGUCAGCUCAGUUUGGUGAGCAUGUGCAAGGAGUCUCAGAAGUGUUCAGAGCCUAAGAUGGAGUGGAAGGUGAAAAUUCGGAGUGAUGGGACACGGUACAUAACCAAGAGACCAGUGCGAGACCGAAUUCUGAAGGAACGUGCCUUAAAAAUCAAGGAGGAGCGGAGUGGUAUGACGACAGACGACGACACCAUGAGCGAGAUGAAAAUGGGGCGCUACUGGAGCAAAGAAGAGAGAAAGCAACACCUGGUUCGGGCCAAAGAGCAGCGUCGGCGGCGAGAGUUCAUGAUGCGGAGCCGGCUCGAGUGUCUCAAGGAGAGCCCUCAGAGCGGCAGCGAGGCCAAGAAGGAGAUCAACAUCAUUGAACUGAGUCACAAAAAGAUGAUGAAAAAGAGAAACAAGAAAAUUUUGGACAACUGGAUGACAAUCCAAGAACUGAUGACCCAUGGGGCCAAGUCUCCUGAUGGCACGAGAGUUCAUAAUGCCUUUUUGUCAGUCACCACUGUAUGACCGAAUGAAGAACGCAACUGAUUUUAAAAGGGUGCUACCAGUUUCGGUAGAGUUUGAUUGCCUCGUUCAAUGUGGCGUUUUAUAUAUAU
This is a messenger RNA of Tupaia belangeri chinensis (Chinese tree shrew), 2519 nucleotides long. RefSeq names its product PDZ domain containing ring finger 4 (gene PDZRN4). Bases 94 to 2430 code for a protein of 778 amino acids. Gene Ontology annotation, molecular function: protein binding. The record is from RefSeq and is a predicted model, not a curated record. The transcript is spliced from 8 exons. NCBI's taxonomy places the organism in Eukaryota, Metazoa, Chordata, Mammalia, Scandentia, Tupaiidae.